Oldenlandia corymbosa var. corymbosa is the source of this 336-nucleotide messenger RNA. The record is from the annotation of a GenBank genome assembly. NCBI's taxonomy places the organism in Eukaryota, Viridiplantae, Streptophyta, Magnoliopsida, Gentianales, Rubiaceae.
AUGGCAUUGGUUAGAUUGCAGCUCUGGGAAAUGAUGGGUGAAGAUUGCAGGGGUGCCAUUCUAGGGAACUCAAUAUCAAUGGGUCAGCUUACUAUCAUCAAAGAAAGAGAGAAUGUAAUUCAGGCUGAUACUCUUUUGCGUAAAAAUGGUGAAACAGAGCCUUUAGAAUCAGAGUUUCCCAACCAUAAACAACUGAUGAGAUUUGACAGAGCACUGGAAAGUUUGACAGAAGCUGAUGACAUUCACCUGAGAGUUGCACUUGUCAAAUGGUCGAGGGGAAACAUUGGUCAACCUGCUAUCAGAAUUGCAAUUCAACAGGGGGAAGCCAUUUCCUGA